Camelina sativa (false flax) is the source of this 2590-nucleotide messenger RNA. Its product is annotated as disease resistance protein TAO1. Lineage: Eukaryota; Viridiplantae; Streptophyta; Magnoliopsida; Brassicales; Brassicaceae. Gene Ontology annotation, biological process: signal transduction; defense response. Gene Ontology annotation, molecular function: ADP binding. The record is from RefSeq and is a predicted model, not a curated record.
AUGGGGGUUGGUGAGCGUUUCUAUACUGUUGUGACAUAUUAUUUGAUUUUGUCUUCUCGCAAAAAAUAUCAAUAAGGCUUAUACACAAAGCCUCUUCUCUGCUGCACACACCUAAUGAAUUCUUUUUUUUUUCUUAGCACUGCUGCAGCUGCAAUAGGCUUCUUCACGUUUCUUAGAAAAUUCAGAUUCCACCAAGAUAACAGAGAAAACGAUUCUGUUUCUUUAUCUCCUUCAUCACUAGUUCCUCCAUCUACUUCAUCUCACAGUUGGACACACCAAGUUUUUCCAAGCUUCCGCGGAGAAGAUGUCCGCAGAGACUUUCUCAGUCAUCUUCACAAGGAGUUUCAAAAGAAAGGAAUCACUCUUUUUAGUGAUAAUGAGAUCAAGAGAGGAGAAUCCAUCAGUCCUGAACUUGUACAAGCGAUCAGAAGUUCUAAGAUUGCAAUCAUCUUACUCUCUAGGAACUACGCUUCUUCGUCUUGGUGUCUUGAUGAACAGUCUGAGAUUAUCAAGUGCAGAGAAGAGUUUGGUCAAACUGUGAUGGUGGUUUUCAAUAAAGUGGAUCCAUCUGAUGUAAAGAAGCUUACUGGUGAUUUUGGGAGUGCCUUUAGAAAAACAUGUGCAGGUAAAACAAAGGAGGACACUAGGAGAUGGACACAAUCUCUAGCAAAAGUGGCAAAACUUGCCGGUUACGUUUCAAACAACUGGGAUAAUGAGGCGGUCAUGAUUGAAAAAAUCGCAAGUGAUGUUUCCAACUUAUUGAAUAAUUCUACACCAUCUAGAGAUUUCGACAACUUAGUUGGUAUGGUAGCUCAUAUGGAAAUGAUGGAACCAUUGUUAUGUCUAGACUCCAAUGAAGUGAGGAUGAUAGGGAUAUGGGGUCCAUCAGGGAUUGGUAAGACCAUCAUUGCCAGAUUCUUAUUCAACAAGUUUUCCGACAGUUUUGAACUAAGCGCCUUUAUGGAGAACAUCAAAGAGCUAAUGUAUACAAGACAAGUGUGUUCUGAUGAGUACAGUGCAAAGCUACACUUACAGAACCAGUUUAUGUCCCAGAUUAUCAACCACAUGGAUAUUGAGGUUCCUCAUUUAGGAGUUGCGGAAAACAGGUUGAAUGACAAAAAAGUGCUUAUUGUUCUUGAUAACAUCGAUCAGUCAAUGCAACUAGAUGCUAUUGCAAAAGAAACUACGUGGUUCGGUCAUGGAAGUCGGAUUAUUAUCACAACACAAGACCAUAAACUAUUGAAGGCACAUGGCAUCAACCAUGUUUACAAGGUGGAUUUCCCAUCAAGACAAGAAGCUUGUCAAAUCUUUUGCAUGUCUGCUUUUGGUCAAAAGAUCCCCCAAGAUAAGUUCGAGGAACUUGCAUUAGAAGUCACAAAACUCUUAGGUAACUUACCAUUGGGACUAAGAGUUAUGGGAUCCCAUUUCCGAGGAAUGUCAAAGCAUGAGUGGAUCAAUGCAAUACCAAGGUUAAGGACUCACCUUGAUUCUAAUCUUCAAAGCAUUUUAAAGUUCAGCUACGAUGCCUUAGGUGGUGACGAUAAAGAUUUAUUCCUUCAUAUAGCAUGCAUUUUCAACAAUAAAAGAAUUGAGAACGUGGAAGAGUAUCUUGCGCAUAAGUUGUUGUAUACGAAGCAAAGGUUUCACGUAUUAGUUGAGAAAUCUCUCAUAUCUAUUGAAGAAGGAUGGAUAAAGAUGCAUAAUCUGCUCGAGCAGUUAGGUAGAGAAAUUGUUCGUCAUGAUGAGUUAGGAUUCAUUCGUGAACCUGGAAAACGUCAAUUUUUGGUUGAUGGUAGAGAUAUUUGUGAAGUGAUCACUGAUGGCACGGGUAGUAGAAGUGUUAUAGGCAUACGUUUCAACUCAUCUGAACUGUCAGGCGAAUUAAAUAUAGGUGAGAGAGCUUUUGAAGGAAUGCUAAACCUGAAAUUCUUAAGAAUCAAAUGCGACCAGAGUGAUAAAUUAUGCUUACCGCAAGGUUUGAACAAUUUAUCUCGAAAACUUAGACUACUAGAAUGGGAUCAUUUUCCAAUGACAUGUUUGCCUUCCAAUUUUUGCACGGAGUACCUUGUGGAGCUAAACUUGCAACACAACAAACUUGAGAAGAUGUGGGAAGGAAAUAUGCCGCUCCUAAACCUUAAGAGGAUGAAUUUGUUCCAUUCAAAGAACCUAAAGGAGCUACCUGAUUUUUCAACUGCCACUAACCUUCAAACACUGAUUCUUUGUGGAUGCUCAAGUUUGGUGGAGCUGCCAUACUCCAUUGGAAGUGCCAAUAAUCUCCGAAGAUUGCAUCUUUGUAGGUGCACCAGUUUAGUGGAGCUGCCCACCUCUAUCGAAAACCUUCAUAAAUUGCAAAAUGUGACUUUAAGAGGAUGCUCAAAGCUAGAGGUUCUUCCUACCAACAUCAACUUGAUACUCUCAACAAAACAUAAAUAUAAAGAAUCUGAACAAAUUAAACUUUUGUUAUUUCCUUCUUCUGUUGGAAAAGCUUUGUGAUAGAAAUGAUAGUCCUUCCUCCAUAGCUAAAAACAUACGUUGAUAUUUUAGUUGUAUAACAUUGAUUAUUAUAAAUUUGUAUUAAUGUUUGGCUGUA